Messenger RNA from Phragmites australis (common reed), 2605 nucleotides. Its product is annotated as probable protein phosphatase 2C 12. NCBI's taxonomy places the organism in Eukaryota, Viridiplantae, Streptophyta, Magnoliopsida, Poales, Poaceae. Gene Ontology annotation, molecular function: protein serine/threonine phosphatase activity. The transcript is spliced from 9 exons. Gene Ontology annotation, biological process: protein dephosphorylation. The record is from RefSeq and is a predicted model, not a curated record. The coding region runs from base 532 to 1860 and encodes 442 amino acids.
UUAGUUUGACAGCUCGAUCCUGAGCACCCUUCCUUCCUGGCGCGCACGUCGAGGCGCUUCUGCCCUCCCGUAACGGCUUUAACUAAUUCCUCCUCUUCGCCUCCAGCUAACCUGACUUCCCACCCUCGCCUCUCGAAUCCACCCCCGAAUUCCCAAAUCCCCUCCUCGUCCUCCAGCCCGAUCGUAUUCGCGGCCACCCACUCCGCCUCCGCCCCCUUCUCCAGAAUAAGUAGCGGCGGUUUCUUUGACCCAGGUUUUUGCGGUUCUUGGGGGAAUUCGAUCCAAUUUGGCCAAUGCCGCGUUAGGCGAAUAGAGCAUCGAUAUUCGCUGUCAUUUUCCGAGGAAUUUGGUUUCUUGGGCGGGGGAUCGGGUUGCGGCUGGGAAAAAUAAUUAUUUGAUCGGAUUGGCCGAAGUUCUUGGUUGAUCCGUUAGAAAGGUCCGCGCUUUAUGCUCUAGAAUCCUUUUUUUUUUUUUGCAUUCUUUCCUCGCCUCAGAUCCGUCUCCGCGAGGGAUUUGGUGACCUGACUUCCGAUGGAGGUGCACGCGGAGGUUGAUGGGUCAGGCGUGCCCCUGGCCGUGCUCCUGAAGCGGGAGCUGUGCAACCAAAAGGUGGAGAAGCCGGACAUCCUGUUCGGGGAGGCCUGCAAGAGCAAGAAAGGGGAGGACUUCACGCUCCUCAUGGCCAAGUGCCACCGCAGUCCAGGCGAGGGCGAAGGCAACGGCGGCGAGAAUGCAGACGACGACGACGCCAUCUCGGUGUUUGCGAUUUUUGAUGGCCACAGUGGAUCUGCAGCUGCCAUAUACACCCGGGAGAAUCUCUUAAACAAUGCAUUGGCUGCUAUUCCUCCAAAUCUUACAAGUGAGGAGUGGACAGCUGCAUUGCCAAGGGCACUAGUUGCAGGUUUUGUAAAGACAGAUAAAGACUUCCAAACAAAAGCGGCACGUUCAGGGACCACUGUGACUUUUGUUAUAAUAGAUGGAUGGGUUGUCACUGUAGCAUCAGUUGGUGAUUCACGCUGUAUUCUAGAAUCUGCUGAAGGUUCAGUAUAUUUUUUGUCAGCUGACCAUCGCCUGGAUGCUAAUGAGGAGGAGGUGGAGCGUGUUACAGCAAGUGGCGGUGAAGUUGGAAGAAUAAAUAUUGCUGGGGGUGCUGGGAUUGGUCCACUCAGAUGCUGGCCAGGCGGAUUGUGUCUAUCAAGGUCAAUUGGCGACAUCGACGUUGGGGAAUUUAUAGUUCCUGUCCCACAUGUGAAGCAAGUAAAGUUGUCCAAUGCCGGAGGGCGUCUUGUCAUUGCUAGCGAUGGUGUCUGGGAUGCACUUCGCUUUCAAGAAGCUCUGAACUACACCAGGGGGCUGCCAGCUGAAGCUGCUGCUAAUCGAAUUGUUAAGGAAGCUGUGACUUCAAAGGGACUACGAGAUGAUACUACAUGCAUAGUAGUUGACAUACUACCUCCAGAAAAGUUAAGCCCUCCAUUAAAGAGGCAUGGGAAAGGAGUCAUCAAAGCUUUGUUCCGUCGGAGGCCCUCUGAUGAGAUGUCUGAAGAUCAGAUGGACAGAGGAUGUUUAGAACCUGAUGUUGUGGAGGAAAUAUAUGAGGAGGGAUCUGCAAUGCUUGCUCAAAGGUUGAAUAUAAAUUAUCCAUCAGGAAAUAUGUUCAAGCUGCAUGAUUGUGCAGUCUGUCAAUUGGAGAUGAAACCUGGUGAGGGCAUCUCUGUUCAUGGUAACAUGCCCAAACAUUCAAGAGUUGACCCCUGGGGUGGUCCUUUCCUCUGUUCCUCCUGUCAAGUGAAAAAGGAGGCCAUGGAAGGGAAGCUGCAUUCAAGAAAUUCUCAAUCCGCUGUCCAACCUGUGCCUAAGUAGUCUUUGCCAAAGGCUUUCUAUACAUUUGUUAAUACACACUAACUCUCACUAACAACAGCUCUAGCAAAUAAAGUAGACUCAUCAAUGUCAUCUUAUUCAUCAUUAGACAGAUUAGGAAUUUUCACUACUACAUUCCUGUCAAAACUGGAAGAUCAAUAUGGUCGUCGGUACAAAUGAGAUGAUAGAGAUUUAUGGUGUCAUUUAUAUGAAGCACCACAAUUACUCUCUAGAAGGUUCAAGUCUGACAUCAGGCUAUGCGUAUCAAGUUUAUCUAUUUGGAGAGACCACAACUGACCUCUUGGUUCAAAUGAACCGGUAGGCAGUAGCCUUAAGGUGUGCUGUUUUCUGCCACUGAUCAUCAAGUCUCCAUGACUUGGUCCAUUUGUGAACACCAGUCAUUCAACACCCUGUACUUUGAAUGUAGUUUCUUCUCUGGUCACGCUGUGUGAUGAGUGAUCAUAAAGAUUAUGCUUUUCCCAGUCUCACAUAGUCACAUGUGAUUCUUUCUCUCAUGUUCAUUCUCUUACCCAUUUCCUUUCCUUUUUAUUCUCUGCCAUGUGUGUAGUCAUGAGACCCAUCACGUCCACUAACAAUUUUUUUAUUUGCACCACAAUUCUUCAGUUGUACCAUUGUACUCACAAUUUCGAACAAGUACUUUUUUUCUGGAAGUAUUGCUUCCUAAUGUACUUGAAAUGUUGUUAUUGAAUUUUAAUAUAAUUCUAAGAUUUCUGAUAGUAGUUUGGUA